UAACUCCUCCCCUUGGAAACCCCGCCCCUGUGUUUCUACGGAAACAGUAAACAUCCCUGGUGCGCGCGGUACUGUACGGACUUGUGUCUAGAAGACCACCUACUAUCUGAAGUAAUCUGGCUCGAUGCUUGGCUGAGCAGUGCGGCUCUGGUUCCUGAAACUUCCAGGAUUCAGCUCAUCUUCUGACCAGUUUAAGAAGCCUUCAGCCUUCCCAGUAUGUCUCGGAAGUACGAAAAUUUGCAAGUACCGAUGGGCACUGGAUUUUGGACCAGCACUAAGCCACCUCCGUACAGCAAAGAGACUCAAGAUCUGAUUAAAGUGAUGAUGCAAGAAUCUAAGCUGACAAACUUCCAGCAGCGUCAGAUCAGGGAACAAGUGCAAAGUGGUGGUGCACUCCCAAUCCAGUGUCACCCCAGUGCCAGCAAUACGCAAGCUAAUCCUCCAGUGCCUGCAUCUCGUCCAGCAAAAGCCUCCAUUAUAAAUACAAGACCAAGCUUACGUCCUGCAGAGAGGUGCCGAGCUGGUGACGCUUACAUGAGAGAAAAGUUUCAACCUCGAGCAACUAGAGACCUCAACAAAGAGAAAAGCCGACUACAAAACCUUAUGGCUACAGGGAAAGAGUUGCCAGACGUUCCUCGAGUACCACCACUGCAGACAGGGGAUGAUAACAAGGAAGAGAGGGACAGAUUUGAUGAUUUGGUUGCAGAAAUCCAAGAGAGAUGGGAUUUCCUACAAGAGAUGGAAGCUCUGGGUCGAGGAAAGCAGUACCACACUAUUAUCAAUACAGAGAUUUCACAGAAAGUGAGAGAGAUGGAAAUAAUUGACAAGCAGAGAAGCUCAGAACUAAGGGAAGCGAAGUCAGAAAAUAAGAUGCUUACAGUCUAAGGCUAUAUGCACACGAACGUUGUUUGUUUCCGUGUCCGUUCUGUUUUUUUUGCGUGUCCGCAUCAGUAUGUCCGUUCCGUAGCCCC
Messenger RNA from Bufo bufo (common toad), 971 nucleotides. RefSeq names its product chromosome 9 C22orf23 homolog (gene C9H22orf23). NCBI's taxonomy places the organism in Eukaryota, Metazoa, Chordata, Amphibia, Anura, Bufonidae. The record is from RefSeq and is a predicted model, not a curated record. Bases 217 to 885 code for a protein of 222 amino acids. The transcript is spliced from 9 exons.